AAAUAUUACUUUGUUGUGAUUUAUCUGUGAAAUUGCAGCUAGUAAAUAAAGGCUAAACAUUGUUCCAAUCGCGGUAGUUUUCAACGAGAGUACUAAAAUUUACGAUUUUUAUGUUAAAUCAGUUGAACUGUUAUACGUUUUCUAUCUUUUUAUUGUAAAAAUUUUACAAUUAAGUGGCAUAUUUAUAUAUAUUAUAUAAAUUUUUCGCUUUUACUUGGUCACCUUGAGACAUUAUGAAGGUCAUUUUUGUUUGUUGUAUUGCGUUUUGUGCUGUCGGUGCAAUUUAUUCUUUUAAUAUAAAUGAAUUAAUUGAAGAAGAAUGGAGCUUAUUUAAACUUCAAUUUAAAAAAUUAUAUAAUGAUGUUGUUGAAGAAAAAUUCCGUAGAAAAAUAUACAUGGAUAAUAAGUUAAAAAUUGCUAGACAUAAUCAAAUGUAUGAAAAUGGUGAAGAGACAUUCCAAAUGGAAAUGAACCAUUUUGGUGAUUUGAUGCAACAUGAAUAUGCUUCUCUUGUCAAUGGGUUUUUGGGUAAACGUGUCGGGGGAACUCAAAAUUAUACUGAUGAAGACGCUGUAACAUUUUUAAAAUCUGAAAAUGUAGUUCUUCCUUCAACUGUAGAUUGGAGAAAAAAAGGAUAUGUUACUCCUGUAAAAAAUCAAGGCCAAUGUGGUUCAUGUUGGUCGUUUAGUGCUACUGGUGCUUUAGAAGGUCAACAUUUCCGUAAAACUGGUGUAUUGGUAUCUCUUAGUGAACAAAAUCUUAUUGACUGUUCUGGAAAGUAUGGCAACAAUGGAUGUGAAGGUGGUCUUAUGGAUCAAGCUUUCAAAUAUAUCAAAGCCAACAAAGGUCUUGAUACUGAAAAAUCUUAUCCUUAUGAAGCUGAAGAUGAUAAAUGCCGUUACAAGGCUGAAAAUUCUGGUGCUACAGAUAAAGGAUUUGUAGACAUUCCAGAAGGAGAUGAAGAAAGUUUAAUGCAUGCCUUAGCUACAGUUGGACCAAUAUCUAUUGCAAUUGAUGCCUCUUCUGAGAAAUUCCAGUUCUAUAAAAAAGGUGUCUACUAUAAUCCGCAUUGCAGUUCUGAACAAUUGGACCAUGGUGUCUUAGCUGUAGGUUAUGGUACUGAUAGUAAAGGAGGAGACUAUUGGAUUGUUAAGAACUCCUGGGGUACAACAUGGGGUGAUCAUGGCUAUGUUUUAAUGGCCCGAAAUAAAAGUAAUAAUUGUGGAAUUGCAUCUAGUGCCAGCUAUCCUCUUGUUUAAUAGUCUGUACUCUUCUUAAAUUCUGACCUUCAAUUUUUAUCUGUAUUAAUUAUUUUAAACAAUAUUUUUUUUAAAUUUGAAUAAUAUUUUUCGACUGUUUUAAUCUCUAUAAAUUUAAAUUAAAUUAUUUUCUUUUUGCAAAUAGUUUAAAUAGCCAGUUAUGAACUCUCUAAAAAUUAGGAUAAAAUAUUAUCUGCAUUUAAGCUAAGUUCCAGUUCUACUAAGAGUAAUUAUAAAGUCUAGUACUAUUGUACUUUUGUGAUAUGUAUGAUGACUGUUCUAUAAUAACUUAAUAUUAUAUAGCUAAUUAUGUUGAUUUAUUCUAG
Daktulosphaira vitifoliae (grape phylloxera) is the source of this 1585-nucleotide messenger RNA. Its product is annotated as procathepsin L. The transcript is spliced from 6 exons. Lineage: Eukaryota; Metazoa; Arthropoda; Insecta; Hemiptera; Phylloxeridae. Bases 234 to 1259 code for a protein of 341 amino acids. The record is from RefSeq and is a predicted model, not a curated record. Gene Ontology annotation, biological process: immune response. Gene Ontology annotation, cellular component: lysosome. Gene Ontology annotation, molecular function: cysteine-type endopeptidase activity.